CCGGUUUUGUGCACCCUCCUCAAAAAGCUUUGUGCAAAGAGCUUUCUUAUCCAGGCGGCUGUAAUUGUGCAUAUCAAAUCCCAGGUGGAGCUUCUGGUCGGCAACCUCCCCCGCUUGCUUGCUCGUCGCAAAGGUGCCCCUGCCCGUAGGACAACGACGACCACUCAAUCGAUACCCCCAUCUGCCAAUUCUUGCGCCUCUGUAAUUCGAGAUUGCCUUCAUCGCAAGCAUGUCAGGCAGAUUUGCUUUCAACAAGGGCUUGAAGGAGGUCCGCUUCCUGUUCUGCCAGACGGGCGAGCACAGCGCUGCCACAAGAUCAUUCCUCCUUCGAAACUACCCUGCCAUGAAGAAGGAUAACCCGGCGACACCGAUUUUGAUUCGAGAUGCGUCCGGCACGCUACCCAAGGUCUAUGCGAGAUUCGAGUUCGGUAAGGAGAAGAGUCAGUCGUUGGAAGGUCUGUCCGACCAGCAAAUCGAGGAGACAGUAUCAUCCCUCGUCAAGAACAAUUCUUGAGCUGGGAAGUGAGAGGAGCCGUGAAGCAUGUCUAUAACACCAACAUCCUUGACGCUACAUACAACCCGCUGUGGUGGCAUAAUGAAACCCGCAACCCCGUCGACGCAACCGAUGGAUGGGUACGAUUGUUGAAUUCAUCGAGAAAGUUACCGCUUCAGUCGCCAAAUUCCAGGCUCACAGGUCUUUAAUGAUGUUAUACUCUGAGAUGAGGAAUCACACUUAUCAUCGAGGCAAUGCCCACCAUCUUAGAGAAGCGGAUUUGGAAACACUUAAUACAGCUCCGCAGCUUUGCCGAACUUUCGCCCUAUCUCAUGACAAACAGCUAUGCAACAGAGAUGCUUUGAGACUGUGUUGAUACGGCCAACGGGAGUGCAACCAUACGCUUGGUGACUGUGUGUGAAGAAAUCACAACUUAUUACAAACCGGCAACCGGAUUGGCACUCUGGCCUACCUGUCACAGUUCAGGUUCCUUAACGAGCAAGCUGGCAGCGAAGUUGGGGACUCGAUCAGAGCGCAAGUUGAAAAAUGGUUCUGCGUUUAGAUGCUUCAAAAACGAUAUGCAUCUAGGUAGGUUUGAGGGAAAGUGAUGCAAACAACAUCAGAACUGGUCCGCAAAAGAGGCUGCAACCUUCCCAACUUCCAAAGCUGCCAUAACUUUGGACAAGGAAAGGAGCUAGACCUUUCCCUCAAGAAGACAUAUUCAAGUGCCCGC
This is a messenger RNA of Neurospora crassa OR74A, 1226 nucleotides long. It is a transcript of the gene nuo10.5, whose product is annotated as NUO. The transcript is spliced from 4 exons. Bases 230 to 514 code for a protein of 94 amino acids. Lineage: Eukaryota; Fungi; Ascomycota; Sordariomycetes; Sordariales; Sordariaceae. The record is from RefSeq and is a predicted model, not a curated record.